AUGAUCGGUGCGACGAGGCGCUGGUUCCAGCGCAAUCGCAAAGGUCUUGCAAUCGGGGCUGGGGUGAUAGGAGCUGGCUACUUGGCCGGACAAUAUGUGCUAUCCAAGAUCUCCGAGGCACGGGAACGCAUGAGUAGCGAUCGGAUUGCUCGCGAAAAUCUACGCCGACGAUUCGAACAAAACCAGACCGAUUGCACAUAUACUGUCCUUGCUUUAUUGCCGACCGCCGCCGAGAAUAUUAUUGAUGCUCUUCCAGUUGAGGAAUUGACCAAGGAGCUGCAACAGAAGCGAGCAGAGAGAUUGGCGCGACUAAAUGCAGGUGAGGCAACUGGGUCCGAUCUGAGCUCGGUAUCUCCAAGUCUCUCCAGUUUCCAGAGCGAGGGAUACGUGCACGCAAGCCAGGUCGGGGACUCUUCCCUGAAUUCGGAUGGACAACCUCGGCCCAAACGGAACAAGACGCAGCUGUGGAAUGAAGUCAAGAUUUCCUCUGUUACUCGGUCUUUUACCAUGGUCUACACUCUCUCCUUGCUCACCGUCUUCACUCACAUCCAACUAAACUUGCUCGGUCGUCGGAACUACCUGUCCAGCGUGAUCUCUCUUGCUACACCACCUGCCAACGCCUCGACAAUCAGCCUUGAAGACCACGAUGAUGAACUCACUCAAACAUUAGGUGAUGACUUCGAGACCAACCGACGUUACCUGGCCUUCAGUUGGUGGCUCCUUCACCGCGGAUGGAAAGACCUGAUGGGGAGAGUGCAAACUGCCGUAGAGGAGGUAUUUGGACCUUUGAAUCCACGUGAAGAUAUCAGUCUGGCCAAACUCUCUGAGUUGACCUUACAAAUCCGAAAGAAGGUGGAAGGCAGCACCGAGGAAGAGCGACGAUCUCAGAAAUGGCUUUCUUGCUUGCUUCCCCCGGCAGAGGAAGAGGAACAUGUCUUACGCGAGUCGGGCGUGGAAGGCGUAGCUGACCCGACCUCUUCCCAGACCGCGUCAAAGCUACGACACCUCCUGGAUGAGACAGCGGAUUUGAUCGACUCUCCUUCUUUCUCCCUCGUUCUCACACUUCUUAACAACGAGGGAUUCUCAACGCUCAUUGAUCAAAGAUGUGCUGCCGACGCCUUCAAGGCACCCACCUCUGCGCCAGAGACUGCCCCGCAGUCUUUCGAUUCAAUCGCCACUGUUGUACCCCUGGCUGCCAACUCCGAGCGCAAGACCAAGCUUGCCAAUCUCCUGGCUGUCAUGACUCGCCAGGCACACGUGAUUGGCAAUGGUGCCCACCCACCAAAUGAGUAUCUGACCGCCAUGGACCAGAACGUGCGUGAGCUCGAAGCCUUCUCUGCCGUGGUUUAUAGUUCGAACUUUGACCUGGAGCUUCUCGGUGCCAAGAACAACGUAGUACCGACCAAGGAGACGGAUCUAGUCGAUAGCGAAACUGCUUCAUCGUCUUUCUCCCAGGUGAUAGUUGAGAAGGAAGUUGAAUCUGAUAUAAAGGAGGAAGAGGAUAUCAUUGAGCCACAGCCACGCAGCGUCGUGCCCGAGGGACCAGCCUUGACUGAGCCUGAGCCUGAGCCUUUGGCGGACUCGGCGUUCGAAGAGGCUUGGGGCAAGGCCACGGAUGAGGGCAACGCCUCUUCAACAGAAGAGACUCAGCCAACACAGCAAGGCAAUGAAUAG
Penicillium coprophilum is the source of this 1674-nucleotide messenger RNA. Its product is annotated as peroxisomal biogenesis factor 3. Gene Ontology annotation, biological process: protein import into peroxisome membrane. The record is from RefSeq and is a predicted model, not a curated record. Gene Ontology annotation, cellular component: peroxisomal membrane. Bases 1 to 1674 code for a protein of 557 amino acids. Lineage: Eukaryota; Fungi; Ascomycota; Eurotiomycetes; Eurotiales; Aspergillaceae. The transcript is spliced from 3 exons. Gene Ontology annotation, molecular function: protein-macromolecule adaptor activity.